GCGUGUAACAUCAUACGCGUUAGACAAGUGGAAGCUCGUACGAGCAUUAGAAAUUCGGAAACUUUACAAAAUAAAAUCGGAUCGAUCACGACGCUACUCUCCGCAUCCGAUGCAGCGUCAACUCUGAAUCGCCCGAUUCAACUCAACAUCUUCUUCCCGACUCCGAUCCGCCGUCAACAUAUCCCCGCUACUCGAUUGAGGGUUUGAGUUUUGCUGAAAUUGGUUUUUUGGUUUGAUAUUGUGAUUUGGAGGGGGAAGUGGGGGACUGUAUGUGGUUACGGCUAAGAUGAAGCGUUUUGUUUAUAUAAACGAUGAUGACCAGUCGCAUGAUCUUUAUUGUGACAAUCGGAUAUCAAACAGGAAGUACACUGUGUUGAACUUUCUCCCGAAAAAUCUUUGGGAGCAAUUCAGCCGAUUUAUGAACCAGUACUUUCUAUUGAUUGCUUGCCUUCAACUCUGGCCACUAAUAACACCAGUGAAUCCUGCAAGUACAUGGGGGCCGCUCCUAUUUAUCUUUGCAGUCUCUGCAACAAAAGAAGCAUGGGAUGAUUAUAAUAGAUAUGUAUCAGACAAGAAAGCUAAUGAGAAACAAGUGUGGGUUGUCAAGAAGGGAGUCAAAAAACAUAUUCGAGCACAGGAUAUUCAUGUAGGUAACCUAGUGUGGCUUCGUGAAAAUGAUGAAGUGCCAUGUGAUCUUGUGCUGAUUGGGACAUCUGAACCACAAGGUCUGUGCCAUAUAGAGACAUCUGCUUUAGAUGGUGAAACUGAUCUUAAAACAAGAGUAAUUGCGUCCGCGUGCGCGGGAAUAGAGCUUGAAUUGCUUCACAAAAUCAAGGGUGUUAUAGAGUGCCCACCACCAGAUAAAGACAUUAGAAGAUUUGAUGCAAAUAUGAGGCUAUUUCCCCCAUUUCUUGAUAAUGACGUCUGUCCUCUUACCAUUAAAAAUACCAUCCUGCAAUCAUGUUAUUUGAGAAAUACGGAGUGGGUCUGUGGAGUUGCCAUUUAUGCAGGCAAUGAAACUAAACUGGGGAUGAGUAGAGGUGUUCCUGAACCAAAGCUUACAGCAAUGGAUGCAAUGAUUGACAAGUUAACCGGAGCGAUAUUUGUUUUUCAAGUUGUGGUUGUAAUUGUUCUGGGCGUUGCUGGGAAUGUCUGGAAGGAUAUGGAAGCAAGAAAGCAAUGGUAUGUUCAGUAUCCAAAUGAGGGUCCAUGGUAUGAACUACUGGUUAUUCCACUACGGUUUGAACUGCUUUGUUCUAUCAUGAUACCCAUAUCGAUCAAGGUAUCUUUGGAUCUUGUGAAAAGCUUGUAUGCUAAGUUUAUUGAUUGGGACCAGGAGAUGAUGGACACUAAAACUGGCACUCCAUCUCACGCUGCUAAUACAGCAAUAAGUGAGGACCUGGGGCAGGUUGAGUAUAUAUUGACUGAUAAAACUGGGACCCUUACUGAAAACAAAAUGAUUUUCAAAAGAUGUUGUAUUAGUGGAACUUUCUACGGGAAUGAAACUGGGGAUGCACUAAAAGAUGUGAAGCUACUUAAUGCUGUGUCUGGUGGUUCCUCUGAUGUUAUCCGAUUUCUUACGGUUAUGUCAAUUUGUAACACAGUAAUACCCGUGCAGAGCAAAAAUGGAGUGCUGUCUUACAAGGCUCAAUCACAGGAUGAGGAAGCCCUUGUUCGUGCUGCUUCUCAGUUGCAUAUGGUUUUUGUCAAGAAGAAUGCUAGUAUUCUUGAGAUCAAUUUCAACGCUUCUUUACUGCAGUAUGAAUUGUUGGACACUUUGGAAUUCACUUCAGAUAGGAAAAAAAUGUCAAUAGUGGUUAGAGACUGUCAAAGUGGAAAAAUUUUCCUUUUGUCCAAAGGAGCAGAUGAAGCUAUUCUUCCUUGUGCAUGCACUGGACAACAAAUAAGAACCUUCACUGAAGCUGUAGAACAAUAUGCUCAGAUGGGGUUGCGGACAUUAUGUGUUGCUUGGCGUGAGCUACCUGAGGAUGAAUAUCGAGAGUGGUCAUUGACCUUUAAAGAGGCUAAUAGCACAUUGGUUGACCGCGAGUGGAGAGUGUCUGAGGUUUGCCAGAGAUUAGAGGUUGGCCUUGAGAUUCUUGGGGUGGCUGCAAUAGAGGAUCGUCUUCAGGAUGGUGUACCUGAGACAAUUGAAACACUUCGAAAAGCAGGGAUAAAUUUUUGGAUGCUAACUGGAGACAAGCAGAAUACGGCCAUACAAAUUGCUCUAUCAUGCAAUUUUGUUUCACCUGAACCCAAAGGCCAGCUCCUGCUUAUAAACGGCAAAACAGAAGAUGAAGUAUGUCGAAGUUUAGAGAGAGUUCUCCUCACAAUGAGGAUAACAAAUUCAGAACCCAAGGAUGUGGCUUUCGUUAUUGAUGGCUGGGCUCUUGAAAUUGCACUGAAGCAUCACCGAAAAGCAUUUACAGAAUUAUCGAUAUUGUCAAGGACCGCUAUUUGCUGUCGUGUUACACCUUCCCAAAAGGCACAGCUUGUAGGGAUCCUAAAAUCAUGCGAUUACAGAACACUGGCUAUUGGGGAUGGUGGAAAUGAUGUGAGGAUGAUACAACAAGCUGAUAUUGGGGUUGGCAUAAGCGGAAGAGAAGGACUGCAAGCAGCACGGGCAGCUGAUUAUAGCAUUGGAAAGUUCAGGUUUCUGAAAAGAUUAAUACUUGUCCAUGGACGAUACUCUUAUAAUCGUACAGCGUUUCUGUCCCAGUAUUCCUUUUACAAAUCCCUUCUAAUAUGCUUUAUCCAGAUCUUUUUCUCUUUUGUUUCAGGUGUAUCUGGGAGUAGCCUUUUCAAUUCUGUCAGUUUGAUGGCUUAUAAUGUUUUCUAUACCAGCAUUCCUGUUCUAGUUAGUGUACUUGACAAAGAUCUUAGCGAAAGAACUGUGAUGCAACAUCCUCAAAUAUUAUUUUAUUGCCAAGCUGGAAGGCUUCUAAAUCCUAGUACCUUUGCUGGAUGGUUUGGUCGGGCACUCUUCCAUGCCAUUGUUGUAUUCCUAAUCACUAUCCAUGCAUAUGCUAAUGAGAAAAGUGAGAUCGAGGAAGUGUCUAUGGUGGCACUCUCUGGAUGUAUUUGGUUGCAGGCUUUUGUUGUCGCAAUAGAGACCAAUUCCUUCACUAUAUUGCAACAUCUUGCGAUAUGGGGAAACCUGCUUGGAUUUUAUGUUAUCAACUGGAUCAUCAGUUCUGUGCCAGCAGCAGGAAUGUACACAAUAAUGUUCCGCCUAUGUGGACAGCCAUCUUACUGGAUCACUAUGUUUCUCAUUGUUGUAUGUGGGAUGGGUCCAGUUAUAGCACUGAAGUACUUCAGGUAUACAUACAGAUCGAGUAAAAUUAACAUACUCCAACAAGCCGAACGUUUGGGAGGGCCGAUCUUGUCAUUGGGUAGUAUAGAGACUCAACAAAGGUCACUGGAGAGAGAACUUUCUGCAUUGUCAAUUUCUCAACCAAAGAGCAGAAGUCCAGUUUAUGAACCCCUUCUUCUGGAUUCCCCAAGUGCCUUGAGAAGAUCUUUCGGACCAGGGCCACACACAGAUUUUCGUACAAGAAAUUACAAGGACAACUGAAACGUAAAAAUCUACCUGACAGCAACCAACACACAGAUGUAGCAUAUAAAUUUUAAUUAGGCUGAGCAAAUUUUUCUGUAAAGUAGAACUAUUUCUUGCAACUUGAGUAUAGAAAGGUGGUUAAACAGCAGAGUUUUGAGUUGUAUUAUAUGCUGCAAAGGAAAUCUUCUAAUCACUAACGACUCAUAUGUACGACUGUACCUGGGAUUAGUAUAAUGUAUUAAUUUAACAGCUCGCAUAGUAAAGAUCUUGUCUCCAUCUUU
Molecule: messenger RNA, 3837 nt
Organism: Daucus carota subsp. sativus
Lineage: Eukaryota; Viridiplantae; Streptophyta; Magnoliopsida; Apiales; Apiaceae
Product: phospholipid-transporting ATPase 2
Exons: 25
Coding region: 287-3574 (1095 amino acids)
Biological process (GO): phospholipid translocation
Cellular component (GO): plasma membrane
Molecular function (GO): ATP binding; magnesium ion binding; ATPase-coupled intramembrane lipid carrier activity
Source: RefSeq, a predicted model, not a curated record